UCCACCUUCUCUCUCUUAUUCUUCUUCUUCUCUCUUUCUCUCUCUCAAGACCAACCUCUCCUUGACCCAACAGAACAAAAAGCUCUCUACCAACUUCUCAACUCCCUCAACCCAACCAUCCCCUGGCCCACUCUCUUCCCCGACGACCUCUGUUUCUCCGCCCCACACGGCGUCGUUUGUGACUACUACUCUUCUUCUUCCACCACUCAACAAAAAGCACACAUUGUUGAACUCAACUUUGGUUACGUUUCCGAUGAAACACCUAACCCACCUUGUUCCCCUAACGCCACUUUCAACCCUCUUCUAUUCACCUCUUUCAACUACCUUCGUAAACUCUUCUUCUACAAAUGCUUCAACAACACACAAAAUCAUAAACCCCUUCACAACCUUUCUCUUCCACCCUCUCUCCAAGAACUCGUCUUCAUCGAAAACCCUUCUUUCGUCUCGCCUCUCGAACCUUUUCUCAACAAUCUCACCUCUCUCAAAAGACUUGUCUUAAUCGGAAAUGGCUUCCACGGCGAACUUCCGCCGCAGAUUGCCAGUUUUAACAACUUGGAAGAGCUUACUGUUUCUAGAAAUAAUCUCUCCGGCGAGGUUCCGGCGAGUUUGGGAAUGCUGAAGAAGUUGAAGAUUCUUGAUCUUAGUCAAAACGAGUUUAAAGGGUGUGUUCCUGAACAAGUUGGGAAUCUAACUUCGCUUUUGAAGCUUGAUUUGAGCUUCAAUGGGUUUGUUUGUAAAAUCCCAGAGAGUUUAAAGCACUUGAAAAAUUUGGAGUUUAUGGAUUUAAGUUUCAAUCUUUUUGGUAAUUUUGGUGUCCCUUUAUUCAUAGGAGAAAUUCCCAAAUUGAAGGAAGUUUAUUUAAGUGGGAAUUCACUUUCUGGGAAAAUUCCAGAAAUAUGGGAAAAUCUUGGUGGUGUUGUAAAAAUUGGAUUUUCAGAAAUGGGGUUAGUUGGUAAAAUCCCAAGUUCAAUGGGUGUUUAUUUGAAGAAUUUGUCUUAUCUUGGGCUUGAUAACAACAAGCUUGAUGGGCCUGUUCCUGAGGAGUUCGGGCUUUUGGAGUUUGUUGAUGAGAUCAAUUUGGAGAACAAUAAUUUAAGUGGUAGAAUCACGUUUUCAAAAAAAGUUGGAGAGAAAUUAAAGUUGGCAGGAAAUAUAGGGCUGUGUUUGGGGAACAAUAACAGCUGUUCUGAAAAUGGAGGGAGAUUGGGUCAAAUUAAUCCCUGCAAAAUAACAGAUGUUCCUGAUGCUGUCGUUUUCAAUGGGGUUUCUUUGCUGCUUUUUGAUCCUCUUACGUUGGUUUUGGUCUCUCUGUUGUUUUUCUUCACGGGAUUUUGAAGGAGUGCUAUUUGCAAAGUUCUUUUUUGACCAUAGAAAGGAAUAUAUGUUUAUUCUCACUAGGAACUAGAAAAAGGGUUUUCAUUUUUUUAACAAGUGUAAAUGGAAAUGAUAGUGAUCCACGGUGGUGGUAGUUAAGAAAUGUUUAGACUUUGUAUUCGGAAAAACAAAGUAUAUAUUUCUUGCUAUUUCAUUGCUCAAUUUUAUUUCUUGCUGACUAUUUAAUUUUACCAAAA
Messenger RNA from Cicer arietinum (chickpea), 1571 nucleotides. RefSeq lists its product as uncharacterized. The record is from RefSeq and is a predicted model, not a curated record. Lineage: Eukaryota; Viridiplantae; Streptophyta; Magnoliopsida; Fabales; Fabaceae.